Molecule: messenger RNA, 528 nt
Organism: Nicotiana tabacum (common tobacco)
Lineage: Eukaryota; Viridiplantae; Streptophyta; Magnoliopsida; Solanales; Solanaceae
Source: RefSeq, a predicted model, not a curated record
AUGGGUGUUAACGCUAUGUGGGAAGUUUGGAGAAAGACGCUGGAAUCCAAAGAUUUCAAGUUGAGUAGGUUAAAAAUUAAAUACUUGGAGUACAAGUUCAGUGAGGAGAGACAUGAAGAGGAAGUAGAAGUUAAGAUUGAUACUCAAGUCAUUCCCAUAAGAGAUAGUUUCAAGUAUCUUGGGUCUAUAAUCCAAAGCAACGGAAAAAUUGACGAGGAUGUUACUCACCGCAUUGGAGCGGGUUGGAUUAGAUGGAGGCCAGCUUCGAGGGUUUUAUGUGAUAAGAAUGCACCGCCUAGACUUAAGGGCAAAUUUUACAGGGUGGUGGUUAGACCAGCUAUGUUGUAUGGAGCUGAGUGUUGGCCCAUCAAGAAGUCUCAUGUCCAAAAGAUGAGCGUAGCAGAAAUGAGGACGUUGAGAUGGAUGUGUGGUCAUACCAGGAAAGACAAGAUCAUGAAUGAAGUUAUUAAGGACAAGGUGGGAGUGGCACCCGUGGAAGCCAAGUUACGGGAAUCGAGGCUGCGAUAG